This is a messenger RNA of Mycetomoellerius zeteki, 753 nucleotides long. It is a transcript of the gene Dtwd2, whose product is annotated as DTW domain containing 2. The record is from RefSeq and is a predicted model, not a curated record. Lineage: Eukaryota; Metazoa; Arthropoda; Insecta; Hymenoptera; Formicidae. The coding region runs from base 1 to 753 and encodes 250 amino acids. The transcript is spliced from 5 exons.
AUGACGACACAAAUGAUUGUCAAACAAGAACUGAACGUCCAAAGUGGCCACAAUUGUCACAGAUAUCUUUCUCAUAGGAGACCUGUACAGGUAUGCUGGUGUCCAGGUUUACCGAAACAGCGUCUCAAUCCAGCGUCAAGGCUAAUAAUCCUGCAGCAUCCAGCAGAGGCUAAGCGCUGUUUACGUACGGUACCAAUGCUCACAUUGGCAUUAGAAUCGGGAAAGUGCCUAAUUUUUAGAGGAAAGAAGUUCCCGUUGCCUAAGCACGAAGGCCUGGCAGAGAUAUUAAAUGACGAUAAUACUAUUUUACUAUACCCAUCGCCUGGCGCUGUGGCACUGGACAUGCUGGAUCCAGUUGGGAUUAACAAACAGAAAGCAUAUAACUUAGUUCUGCUGGAUGGAACAUGGCCACAAGCAAAAGCGAUAUAUCACUCGAGCCCAGCUCUGUAUUUUCUGCGAGCUUGCAAACUGAUCGGAGUGCCGACUAGUGAAUACGUGAUCAGGACACAGCCAACAGAAGGCUGUCUCUCGACGUUAGAAACAGGAGCAAGUGCGCUUUCGAUUCUGGAAGGCGAUCCCGAACUGAGAAAGAAGAUGCUGGGUCCAUUACAUUAUUUGUGUAGGUUUCAAUUAGAAAAUGGUGCGGUAACACAUCAGAGCAAAGAAUUUCUUAUCAAGCAAAAAACUUAUCCCAAAUUAAUAGGCAAAAGACUCGCCAAACAAUUACGUAUAUUACCGGACAGUACCUCAUAA